AUUAGGUGAUUGAUAAGGAGGUUAUAAUCUCCUUAGAGUAGCCUGUUUUGGACAAGUUCGUCCAUAACCAUAGUCAUAAGGUUAUGAUAUACAUAAAGAUGGGUGGCAGAGGUUGUUUCUCACUUAUCUUUGAAUUUUUAGUGGUUAGUCCCAGGAUCAAUAGAGCACUGAGGACCUGCUCUCAGCUAAGAAGAAUGACACUUCUUUAUAGCAUGGAUAUAGGAGUCAGGAUGCCAGCGUGGCAACACAGCAGCUUCUAGAGUUUGAAUACCUGCUCUUUGCAGCAUCAGGGCCUUAAGCAAGAGUGGUUACUUCUGUAUUUUAUUUGAACUUCUAUUACAAAUAUAUAGUUAUUAAACGUACACUGUACCAUAUGACCCAUAAAUUCUACUCCUAGGUAUUUAUUCAAAAGAAAUGCAAACUUGUAUUCAUAUAGAAACAAAAUCUACAAACAACCUAAAUAUCUUUCUGUAAUAAAUGGAUAAACAAACUGGUACAUCUAUGCAGUAAAAAGGAAUGAACUGUUGAUACACACAACAACUUGAAUGAAUCUCAGAGCCAUUAUGUUGCUUGAAAGAAGCUAGCCGCAAAUGGUUGCAAACUGUAUGCUUCCAUUUAUAUGACAUUCUCAAAAGACAGAGCUAUAGUGAUGGAAAAUAGAUCAGUGGGUGCCAGGAGUUAUGGGUCAGGGAAAGGUGUGGCUAUAAAGGGGUAGCACAAGGAAAUUUUCAAAAUAAAAUCCAAAAUAUAUUCUUGUGUUACUUUUACAUAUGAAAGAAAUGUUAUAUAUCUGUAAAUAUUCUUUAGACUGCCUGACACAUAUAAGCAUUCAAUAAAUGGUAUGUGCUACCUAGUUAUCAAUAGUAGUUACACUCACCUUAUUUUUAAUUUUUUGCAACUUUAUAUUUUAAUGCUGUAAGAAUAGUACACAAGCUCCAGAUGCAGUAAUGAUUUACAUUUUGCCCUACUUGCUUCACAGUUCUGUCACUAUUUAUAUAUAUGCAUUUUUCUCUGGACUUGAGAAAAAGUGACUUUUACACAGUUUGAUAUUUUUUAGCUUCUCUUGUUCUCACACCCCACAAAACAUCCUUGCAUAAGGUAAGUCAGCUAUUACCUUGUUAUGUAAAAGAAUUGUGUUCUGCAAGGCAGCAAGUACUGUAGAAGAGCAGGCAACUUCUAAUCUUACCUUUGCUCAUGGAACUUUCUGUCAGGUGUGGGGAGGGGCUGGACUCAACGUUUAAAUGAUCCUUUAAAAAGCUCUGGGAUUUGAGAUCAAGGGACUUGUCAAUGGCCACAGCACCCCUCACCAGGUUGGAACUAGAACGUCGAUCUUCUGUUUCCUGGUCCCCAGGCAUCCUGUCUUGUGCUGUAUUAUCACAGUCUACCCACCAGGUACUCAGUCAAGAAGGGUUGUCAACAGCAAAUUCUCAGCUUAGUGACUGAGGGUUUUGCUGACUUCUGUAAACAAUGUCAUGUUCCAGGCUUGUGAUGCUAGUUGACAAGCCAGUGAGCACCAGCUCUGAAAACACACCUGAGGUUUUAAAAAAAAGUCCUCAUAACCCAGGAAGGGAACUAUGGGAAGAGCAGGGUUUGCUGGGGCCACACUGAUCUACCAGGAGUUAAGAGAAAAAGAGAGUACAUUUUAAAGGCAUUUUCCAUUUCAGUAUUUGACCGUGGUACACAUUGUAAAUAAAUAAAUUUCCAAGUUCCGUGAGGAGGAAGAAACAAACCCUCCUUGUGCCUUUUGGAAUAGUAAGAAGGCAGUGAAAGGAUAGUACUACUUAAAAAGCAUGUACUGUGCUAGAGCAAUGUCUCUUCUUUUCUUCUGCAUCGAAAGGACUAUUUAUCCCUUUAAAUAUACUCAAAAGAGACUAGGCAUUGAAAAGACUGACCCUACCACACUGACAGAUGAAGAGAUACACAGAUUUGCAAGAUUGGACAUUGAUCCAGAAACUAUAACUUGGCAAAGAGUGCUGGAUACCAAUGACAGAUUCCUGAGGAAGAUCACAAUUGGACAGGCUCCCACGGAGAAGGGGCACACACGGACGGCCCAGUUUGAUAUCUCCGUGGCCAGUGAAAUCAUGGCUGUCCUGGCUCUCACCAGUUCUCUAGAAGACAUGAGAGAGAGACUGAGCAAAAUGGUGGUGGCAUCCAGCAAGAAAGGGGAGCCCAUUAGUACCGAAGAUCUGGGAGUGAGCGGGGCAUUGACAGUACUCAUGAAGGACGCCAUCAAGCCCAAUCUCAUGCAGACAUUAGAGGGCACUCCGGUAUUUGUUCACGCUGGGCCAUUUGCCAACAUCGCACACGGGAAUUCCUCCAUCAUUGCAGACCGGAUUGCACUCAAGCUUGUUGGUCCCGAAGGGUUUGUAGUGACUGAAGCGGGAUUCGGAGCAGACAUUGGAAUGGAAAAGUUCUUUAACAUCAAAUGCCGGUAUUCUGGUCUCCGCCCGCAUGUGGUGGUGCUUGUUGCCACUGUCAGGGCUCUGAAAAUGCACGGAGGCGGCCCCACGGUUACUGCUGGACUUCCUCUGCCCAAGGCUUACAUAGAGGAGAACCUGGAGCUGGUUGAAAAAGGCUUCAGUAACUUGAAGAAACAAAUUGAAAAUGCCAGGAUGUUUGGAGUUCCAGUGGUAGUGGCCGUGAACGCCUUCAAGACAGAUACGGAGGCCGAGCUGGACCUCAUCACCCGCCUCGCCAAAGAACAUGGGGCUUUUGAUGCUGUGAAGUGCACUCACUGGGCAGAAGGGGGCAAGGGCGCCCUGGUGCUGGCUCAGGCCGUCCAGAGGGCAGCUCAGGCACCCAGCAGCUUCCAGCUCCUCUAUGACCUCAAGCUCCCAGUUGAGGAUAAAAUCAGGAUCAUUGCACAGAAGAUCUAUGGGGCAGAUGACAUUGAAUUGCUCCCCGAAGCACAGCACAAAGCUGAAGUCUACACAAAGCAGGGCUUUGGGAAUCUGCCCAUCUGCAUGGCCAAGACACACUUGUCCUUGUCUCACAACCCAGAGCAAAAAGGCGUGCCCACUGGCUUUGUCCUCCCCAUUCGCGACAUCCGCGCCAGCGUUGGGGCUGGCUUUCUGUACCCCCUGGUGGGAACGAUGAGCACCAUGCCUGGACUCCCUACCCGGCCCUGUUUCUAUGAUAUUGAUUUGGACCCUGAAACUGAGCAGGUGAAUGGGCUGUUCUAAACAGAUUGUCCAUCUUCAAGAAGCAACUUUGAAAGUUUGGCCAGUGUUUAUUCAGGCCUCCUAUCGGGAAGUGUGUGGAAGUUGAGAGAAGUCAGUCCCGGCCCCGAAGAUUUUCUGAAAAAUAAGUAGUGGGAGUUUUCCCAGAAGCCUUUCUUCAGUCUUAAUUCCCACCACUGUGUAUAAAUCAACACAAAUCAUUCAUGCACAUGCCUAAUUACUUUACUGCAUCCAUAGAAUAAAAGUAAAUAAUUUUGCAAUCUCGGUGUUCAAAUAUAAAUUGUAGCAUUAACAGACUGCUGCCCUA
Molecule: messenger RNA, 3486 nt
Organism: Globicephala melas (long-finned pilot whale)
Lineage: Eukaryota; Metazoa; Chordata; Mammalia; Artiodactyla; Delphinidae
Gene: MTHFD1
Product: methylenetetrahydrofolate dehydrogenase, cyclohydrolase and formyltetrahydrofolate synthetase 1
Biological process (GO): tetrahydrofolate interconversion
Cellular component (GO): cytosol
Molecular function (GO): methylenetetrahydrofolate dehydrogenase (NADP+) activity; formate-tetrahydrofolate ligase activity; methenyltetrahydrofolate cyclohydrolase activity
Source: RefSeq, a predicted model, not a curated record